AUGGAUGAUCAUGAGCGGCAUUCCUUCAUCAGAAUGGGCCAAAUUUUGAAUAGACUUUCCUCAAGAAUCUGCAAGCUUCUGGAGGCUUGUGAUAAAUCGAGCAUUUUCUUCAUAUUUCUGAGUCUACUCUCUGUCACAAAUGGUGACAUAACAAUCACAACCGUCAUGGAAGGGGAAGCAGCGACACUCAAUUUUACUUACCCUUGCGACAGCGCACGCAAAACUUUACGCCAUGGAUACAAGAUGCCAUUUUACGAUUCUAUACGUCAAGAGGUAAAAACUUUGCUUGAUCAUCAAGAUAUAAUUGACGUUGGAAGUAAUGCCCUGAAUAACUCCUGUCUCCUGCAACUUAAGAUCGACCCGGUUUUGAGGAGUGAUGUCGGAGGAUACAUUCUAACUUUUUAUGGCGGUGGCGGAAAUAUCCUUGGAGAUUCAAGAAUUGGUUUAAGAGUCGACUUUCCACCGGGGAAAGUGUCUUGCCAGUGGGAAGAGAAGAAUGUCACUGGUGACUGGGGCUUAAUGCAGUGCAGGUGUCAAGCAGGAAACGUUCCCGGGCAAAUCGCUUGCUAUCAAAAUGGGAUUCGUCUUCCUCGGGCUACUUCGCCAUCGGUGGGUGGAGAUAUUCUUCAGCAGACUAUCUCGGUCAGGCAUUCGGAAACUGCCUUCUGUUGUGCUUCUCUCCUGGAUCAACUUAUCGACAUGUGUGCGUGCAGCGACUAUGUGUGGGAUCCGAAUAAAAAUGGUGACACCAAGAAUCCUUGCGCCACUCCUCAGGAAGACUCCACAACCAGCCUGUCCACAAAUCCAAACAGCCUUUUGGAAGACCUUUCCAUUUCUAUCGCUACAUCAUCUCCAGGAAGAGAAACUUUCGCCGAAAAUCAUGGCGACAUGGUCAAAAGCAAUGUAUAUAUUACAUUUCACUGGGGAGUAUUACUAGCAUUUGUAUCCUUGGUGUUGCUGAUCGUUGUUCAGUGCUUUGUUCUUGCAGUAGCUUUUCAAAAGAUUCGUCAACUUAUUGAGCAAGGAAAGUUGAGAGAUAAACAAAAUGGUAAUUACAAAAGCGUUCCAUCGGUGGAUGUGACACUUUAA
Lytechinus pictus (painted urchin) is the source of this 1089-nucleotide messenger RNA. RefSeq lists its product as uncharacterized. The record is from RefSeq and is a predicted model, not a curated record. Bases 1 to 1089 code for a protein of 362 amino acids. Lineage: Eukaryota; Metazoa; Echinodermata; Echinoidea; Temnopleuroida; Toxopneustidae. The transcript has a single exon.